Striga hermonthica is the source of this 942-nucleotide messenger RNA. Lineage: Eukaryota; Viridiplantae; Streptophyta; Magnoliopsida; Lamiales; Orobanchaceae. The record is from the annotation of a GenBank genome assembly.
AUGGCCGCCUUAGUCGCCGAGGCACCGGGCUUCCUCCAAGUCUUCUCCGAUGGCACGGUCAAACGCUUUAACCCUAAGAUUGUCGACCCAUCCGCAAACCUCUCGGACAAAUACGAGUCCAAUGACAUCAUAAUCGACCCGUCCAAGCCAAUAACCGCUCGAAUCUUUUCCCCCACCGACCAAAUCAAUCGGCUAAAACAACAACAAGAACAACAUAAACUCCCUGUUAUCGUCUACUUCCACGGUGGCGGCUUCUGCAUCGGCUCCACCACGUGGCUCGGCUACCACGUCUUCCUCGGCAACCUGUCAGCCGUCGCCCGAGCCUACGUAGUCUCGGUCGACUACCGCCUCGCCCCGGAGCACAGGCUCCCGGCCGCCUACGAUGACUGCCUCGCAGCCCUCGAGUGGCUCGGCUCGGCCCGCGGGCCGUGGCUCAACCGAGCCGACCGCUCGAGGGUUUUCCUAUGCGGGGACAGCGCCGGCGGAAACAUUGUCCACCGGGUCGCAGCCCUGUCUGUGCAAACGAAUAUCCCGGGAAUCGUGAUCAGAGGCCUCUUGCCCAUCCACCCCUUUUUCGGGAGCGAAGAGCGGACAAAGCUAGAGGCGGCGGACGGCGGGUCAGCCAGUGAGGUGGCAAUGAACGACAUGUUUUGGCGGCUGAGCUUGCCGGAGGGUUCGGGCCGUGGCUUUUACGGGUGCGAUUUCAUGAAGGAGGAUGUCGAGUGGGCUCGUUUUCCGGCGGUUUUGGUGUUUGUGGCCGGGAUGGAUUUCUUGAGAGAGAGAGGGGUAAUGUAUGCAGAGUUCUUGAAAGGGAAGGGUGUGGAGAGGGUGGACUUGAUUGAGGCUGAUGGGGAGGCGCACGUGUAUCACGUGUGGAACCCGGAGUCGGAGGCCACAUUUGUGCUACAAAAGCAGAUUGCUAAUUUCAUAGAAAGCUUGUGA